This is a messenger RNA of Bipolaris zeicola 26-R-13, 375 nucleotides long. RefSeq lists its product as uncharacterized. The transcript is spliced from 2 exons. The record is from RefSeq and is a predicted model, not a curated record. Bases 1 to 375 code for a protein of 124 amino acids. Lineage: Eukaryota; Fungi; Ascomycota; Dothideomycetes; Pleosporales; Pleosporaceae.
AUGACAAACUCCCUUGAGUCUUCACGGCCCAUACUUGCCAACAGCACCGCCAAACGCGCCUCCACCCGCAUGUCCACCUACAGCGCCGCACCCACUCUGACUCCCUCAAUUGCGCCCUCGCACCUCUCCGAAGCCUCGUCAACCGCCGGCGAUCCCAAGUCGCAGGACAUCAAAUCAUGGAACGCCGGCUUUAACCGUCUCGAGGACAAGCGCCUAGUCCAACAACGAUACGCCAUGAGCAACGAGAAGACAGACGACAUGAGCAAGCUGGCCCUGGGUGCUAAACUUGAUCGCGCCCUCGGCCGACGCAUGUCGGGCCAGGACGCCGUCUUCCGACCGAGAGCCAUGAGCGAGAAGAAGGAGGUCCAGGCAUAG